Messenger RNA from Megalops cyprinoides (Indo-Pacific tarpon), 1545 nucleotides. It is a transcript of the gene ube2e1, whose product is annotated as ubiquitin-conjugating enzyme E2E 1. The coding region runs from base 325 to 909 and encodes 194 amino acids. The record is from RefSeq and is a predicted model, not a curated record. NCBI's taxonomy places the organism in Eukaryota, Metazoa, Chordata, Actinopteri, Elopiformes, Megalopidae. Gene Ontology annotation, biological process: protein polyubiquitination. The transcript is spliced from 6 exons. Gene Ontology annotation, cellular component: nucleus. Gene Ontology annotation, molecular function: ubiquitin conjugating enzyme activity.
UGCGCUCCUCGGCGUGAGUCUCCAUUGCACCGACACUUCCGCUCCGCGACAGGGGGAAGACACGCGUCCAGGCGGCGAUCAGGCGCACACACAAAGGAAGGUAGCGCUUAAAAGGCAAAAACACUUGUUAUUACCGCGAAAUAUAAAUACCAGUCGCUGCCUGUUUGUUUUCCGUCACCUUACGCGCGUAGAGUCGAAGUCCUUGAUGCGAGGGAGGAAAUUUGGGGGUCGGAAAACAGUAAGAGCAAUCGGACCGGGGAGCCGAGCGGAGAUCCGUGGACUGCCUGUGUAAAGGGACGCGUGGAGAAUAACAAAGAGGCCGGUAUGUCGGAUGAGGAUUCGCGUGCUAGCACCAGUUCCUCAUCGUCCUCCUCUUCUUCCUCCACUCACCCGAAACAGAAAGACACACCUAGCAGGAAACGGGAGAGCAAAGCCAACAUGAGCAAGACCUCCAAGCUCCUCUCCACCAGCGCCAAGAGGAUUCAGAAGGAGCUGGCGGACAUCACCGUGGACCCGCCGCCCAACUGCAGUGCGGGUCCCAAAGGAGACAACAUCUACGAGUGGCGGUCCACCAUCCUGGGCCCCCCAGGCUCUGUGUAUGAGGGAGGCGUCUUCUUCCUGGACAUUGCCUUCACUCCCGACUACCCCUUCAAACCCCCAAAGGUGACCUUCCGCACGAGAAUCUACCACUGUAACAUCAACAGCCAGGGCGUGAUCUGCCUGGACAUCCUGAAGGACAACUGGAGCCCCGCCCUCACCAUCUCCAAGGUGCUGCUGUCCAUCUGCUCCCUGCUCACAGACUGCAACCCGGCUGAUCCUCUGGUGGGGAGCAUCGCCACUCAGUACACCACAAACAGAGCCGAGCACGACAGAACAGCCAAACAGUGGACCAAACGCUAUGCCACAUAACCGCACCGCUACCGGCUACAGCGUCCUUCUGCCCUUAACGACAGAUCUCAGAUCAGCUCGCCCUCCUCCCAAUCCUAAACCCAUCCAUUUAGUGUAAAAAUGAAGGACUGGUUCAGGAUCAGUUACUAAGGGCAAAAAGUACGUACACCACUGCUGUUGGUCAGUGGGAGGAGGGGGGAUGGGGGGGUACGAUGGUGGGGUGGGGAGUGUUUUGGGGCUGGGUUUCAGUUGCAGAUUUUGUCUUAUCUCCUAAGAUUUCAUUGUUUCCUGAUUUUAAGCCCUUCUAACAGGACGAGCCCCAGCAAUAAGGCCUCUGUAAAGUGGGUAGGGAGGUUAAUUUCUUUCUUUCUUUGUGUUGUUUCUUUUCUAAAUGGAUUUUGGAUACUUUGUGCUGUAACCUGAUGGAGGAAUUUGACCGUUUGGCUGCUCCUGAAACGAUACCACAGUGAUGCUACUGUUCCCUCGGCCACAUUUCAGUUCUGUGUCAACCUUCCUUGAAGCCCCUGGUGAUGAGUUUCAGUUUUAUUAAAGUUGUAAUUGAUGUAUUCAGUGUCUUGGCUCCAUUUUAUUAAUGUGUACCAUCCUGCAUUUCACUCGCCUUGUUUCAGAAAUAUUCAUAACUGAAUAAAGACUUAA